Aspergillus fijiensis CBS 313.89 is the source of this 1506-nucleotide messenger RNA. RefSeq lists its product as uncharacterized. Lineage: Eukaryota; Fungi; Ascomycota; Eurotiomycetes; Eurotiales; Aspergillaceae. Bases 310 to 1506 code for a protein of 398 amino acids. The transcript has a single exon. The record is from RefSeq and is a predicted model, not a curated record.
GUCGAACCCGGGGCCACUUCCUGGACAGAUGACACCACAGCAUGCCCCUCGAUAGAGGCGAGACUUCACAUUUACACCUAGGUAGUAUUUGUUUGGCGGGGCGGUGGGGUGUUGGGAGUCGGGAUGUUUUGCUUGUAUUAUCUUAAAACUUUCUUGCCUGUCUGAGUUUUAUCUCUUUUGUCGGAUGACGACUGAAUGUAUAGUAGAUGACUACAUGGAUGGCCAAUCUUAUCUGAUGACUUGGUAUGUGUAGGUCCUAGGAGUAGAGGAUCCAAAUUUGAGCUGUACACGCAAGGCAGUACGUGGACGAUGAUCCCGUGGAGACCUUCUGCCGCGUCGAUGAAACAUGACAUCCCGUGUGUCGUGUGGGGGGGGAGUGAUCGGCUAAUAUGCUUAUCAGCGCGUGCGUAUAUUAGGUGCAAUCACCAUGCAACGCUCCCCAUCUUAAUAAAACUUCUUGUGUAUUCUUCCAAAAUGUCUUUCCCAACUGCCAGUCCAACAUGCAGCCCUCCUUCUCCUCCUCCGCAACCCAUCGAACCCCCGAUCCUCCUCCAAUCCGAGCGCCACAAGACCUACUAUGAAAGCACCCGACUCGCGCGGCGCCGCUACGAGCACGCCACCCUCCGCGAGGGUCUGCAGCGGGGAUUAUCGCUCUGGAGCAUUCUGGCCAUAUUAUCGGGUGGUGGGCGUGAGGAUGCCCACGCCCCCUACCGCGGAAGGGGAUUGCAUCCUUGCAGGGUGACGAGCCACAGCCACGGGCAUCGACUUGUGGGCUGCAGCAUUGGUUGCGCACCCACAGCCAUGCACAACGCCCACCCCCACCCCCACAACGACCCUCCGCUCAAAAGACACGAGCAUCAGAAUCAUCCCAACAUGUUUCCAUCUCCAUCUCCCUAUCCGCAGAGCCAGCUCGCGAUUCACUAUCGCAGCACAACGGGAUCUUCCACCAGCAGCAGCACCAGCAGCAGCAGCAAUACAACCCCCUCCCCACCCCGCCUACCCCACCAUCAACAUCACCACCAGCGACAUAACAAUUACCACAACCAGAUACACAAUAACUCAACCCCAGCCCCAACUCAGACCCACGACCAUCCUCCCAGAAACCAAAUCAACCCCCUCUUCACCCUCACCAUCAAUCCCCCCCUCAUCACCCCGGAUAGCUCCUACUUCGCUCGCGUCUCGGACUACCGGGUGCGCAGCCGGAAGCGGCCGUGGGAGGGGGACCGGAGCUGGGAUCGGAGCUUUUUGUGUCGGGCUUAUAAGCGGCGGCGGGGUGGGGGUGGGGGUGGUCCUGGGAGUUUAGGUGUUGGGUUGGGUGGGGAUGGGAGGAGAGUGCGUGGUGGAGGGGCCGUGGUGUUGGAAAGGGGGAUGGUUUGGGAGAUUGGGGGUGGUGGUUCUGGUGGUGGGAUGGGGGAGGGGGAGGGGGAUUGGGAGAGAGAUGAUGGGCUUGGGGAGGCUAAUGGGGAUGGAAAUGCGGGGAGGUGGCGGUACUGGGUUCCUGUUUAG